This is a messenger RNA of Rhododendron vialii, 4647 nucleotides long. RefSeq names its product helicase-like transcription factor CHR28. NCBI's taxonomy places the organism in Eukaryota, Viridiplantae, Streptophyta, Magnoliopsida, Ericales, Ericaceae. The coding region runs from base 438 to 4223 and encodes 1261 amino acids. The transcript has 12 exons. The record is from RefSeq and is a predicted model, not a curated record. Gene Ontology annotation, molecular function: metal ion binding; ATP binding; ATP-dependent chromatin remodeler activity.
AACAAAAACCUCGUAUCUUUCCUUCCCAGUAUCUAUCUAUCUAUCCAUCCAUCCUUCCUCAAAAUGGCUAUGGCAGUAUGGCCGAUUGAUUGUGUACCUGCCCAAUGCCAACAAACCAUAAACAAAACAAAAGUACUAAAAUACUAAAUAAAGCCGUUUACCUGCAAAUUUGGUCUCUGUCUGAACUUUCCUAAAAGACUUUUCCAGCGAGUAGGAAUCAGGCAGGAAAACCCCCCCAACCUACUUUCUCCCAAAUUCAUUCCCCCUGCAACAAGAAAGAUACAACUUUCUCUCUCCUCUCUCUACAUAUAAAGCAGCUGCUUUUUUUUUCCCCGGUACUGUUGGGGGUUUGUUUGACUGUUGUUAGGGUUUGGAGAUGUCGGAGUAAAUAAGGGUUUUUUUUUGUUGUUGUAUUCCGGCGUGAUUUCGUGUUGGCGAUGUUGAUGGCAGACGAAAGGUCGGACCUUUGGAACUUCGAGGAUCUGACGGCCGGCACCGAUUUUGGUGGAUUCGACAUCAAUUGUCUAUUGGACUUAAUGGAUGAUCGUCCCGAUCCAGUGCAGAAUCAUUCAGAAGAUAUGUUAGUUGUAAAACAGCAACAAGGUAUGCCGGCUUCGAUUUUUGGCAAUAAUGAACAACACUCCCAGCUUCAAACAGUAUACCCGGCGACAUCUACGUUUGGGGCUGAGUUUGCAGGAUCUGGUACAUUUUCUACUUCAUACAACUCUGAAGUAUUGGAUUAUAGGGCUGGUGUUUCAGGUGGUUCUUUUGAAUCUGUGGGGAACUUCGUCAGCUAUGAUUGUGGAAAGCAGAAUGCUUCAGGUCAGACUGGUUCUCUAAUGGAUAGCUGGCCUGUAAGUCUUCCAGAUGCAGGUCGGAUAUUGCCAGUUCCAGAUGGAUCUCACUGCCCCUUGUUGGAGAAGUCAGAUGUUAAUUAUGCAUAUUGUGUUCCAGCUGAAAACAGCUUUCAAACCUUUGGGAGACCAGAGAUCAUGGAAUCCUGCAUGAUGGAUAUGAAUAGGCCUGUGCCUUGGAUUGAUAGUUUUGAUUUUCAAUUUAUGUUUGACAACAAUGAAACUGUUAGCUAUAUGAAGGAUGAACGGGAGGAUCUCUCAUCUAAGAUUGCAGAAAAAUAUGGUGCGAUCAUGUCAGAGGCCCAAGUGGGAAGCGAUGGUGGAGCAGUCUUGGGAGCACCAAUGACCGGCGGCAACAGAGUUAGUGGGUUUAGUAGUAACUGCAAAGAAAAUAACAUUAGAUCACCCACACGUGGGCAUUCUUUCAUGAAAACCAAUUGUAAACCUAUCAUUGACAUGAUGUUGUCACCAGCUUUGCCUUGUACUCCUUCAUAUGCGCCUAGAAAAAAACAAGUUACUAUAAAGGAUGAAACAACUAAUGAAUUGGUUGCAUCUCGGAGAAUGCCAACACAAUUGUUGCCACCUAAUCUACCUUCCAAUUCAAAGAGGAAGCUGUUGGUUCAUUCAAAGGAUGAAAAAGAAGAUAUGAAUUUUGCAUCUGAAAGAGCUUUUCCUGUUGCUGGUGAUCAUGGUAUUGAUGGACAGGUCUCAGAGCAGUCUUGCAGCCAGCCAUCUACUCCGAUAAAGAUGCAGUUAGGUAACUUAGGGUGCACAAAAGUUGAAAAUGGAAGUAAAUUGAUUCAGCCCAAGAGUUUGGGUACCCAUCUUUCGAAGGUCAGCUGCCAAACAAUAUGCAGUAAUGCCAGGGUUAGCUCGCAUGGUGAAGAUGGCUCGGAUGUGUGUAUUAUCCUUGAUAGAUUUGAACCUUCACCAACUGAAAUGUGUCCAGUGAAUAGGAAAUCCCUCGUCUCUUUGCAGCAUUCUACGUAUACUGAGCCCAUUAAUCACGUGGCAGCGGCAGGUGUAAAGCUUAGAGCAAAUGAUGAACGCCUAAUUUAUCGAGUAGCAUUACAGGAUCUUUCUCAGCCUAAAACUGAAGCUACUCCACCAGAUGGUGUUCUGGCAGUGCCACUUUUAAGACACCAGAGAAUUGCUUUGGCUUGGAUGGUCAAGAAGGAGACAGCUAGCUUACACUGCUCUGGAGGAAUUCUUGCAGACGAUCAGGGACUGGGAAAAACAAUAUCAACAAUCGCUCUUAUACUCAAGGAAAGGGCUCCGUCGUCCAAAGCUUGUCCAGAUAAUUUGAAACCCAAUGAAAUGGAACCCUUAAAUCUGGACGAAGAUGAUGGUUGUGUGCCUCACCUUGACAGAUCAAAGCAGGAUGUUGAAUCAUGUGGAGUUGUGUCUAAUGGAGCUUCACUCAACCACAGGGACACUUCCGUGCAAGCAAAGGGUAGGCCAGCUGCUGGAACCCUUGUUGUAUGUCCUACGAGUGUCCUAAGGCAAUGGGCUGAUGAAUUGCACAAUAAGGUGACUAGGAAAGCAAAUCUAUCUGUUUUAGUAUAUCAUGGAAGCAAUCGAACGAAAGAUCCUUUCGAGCUGGCCAAGUAUGAUGUUGUUCUUACAACAUAUGCAAUUGUAAGCACAGAGGUCCCAAAGCAGCCUCUUGUUGAUAAAGAUGAUGUAGUUCAUCCUACGGGACUUUCAUCCAGUAACAAGAGGAAAUAUCCUCCUAGUUCUAACAAAAAAUCUUUGAAGGGUAAGAAGAAGGGAAUGGAUGAUGCAUUGCUUGAAUCUGCUGCUCGUCCUCUUGCUAGGGUUGGAUGGUUUAGGGUUGUUCUGGAUGAGGCACAGAGCAUAAAAAAUCAUAGAACUCAAGCAGCUAGGGCUUGUUGGGGGCUCCGUGCUAAGCGCAGGUGGUGCUUAUCUGGGACCCCUAUCCAGAAUGCUGUUGACGAUCUCUAUAGCUACUUCAGAUUUCUCAGAUACGAUCCGUACGCUGUGUAUAAGUUAUUCUGCUCCACGAUAAAGUUCCAGAUCAAUAGGAAUCCAACGAAGGGUUACAAAAAGCUACAAGCUGUCUUGAAGACAAUAAUGCUUCGUCGUACAAAAGGCACACUUCUUGACGGGGAACCCAUCAUCAACUUACCACCCAAAUCAGUAGAACUGAGGAAAGUGGAUUUUACAAAGGAGGAGCGCGAUUUCUACUGCAGACUAGAGGCUGAUUCGAGAGCUCAGUUUGCAGAAUAUGCGGCUGCUGGAACUGUCAAACAAAAUUACGUCAACAUUUUGUUGAUGCUCUUGCGCCUUCGACAAGCUUGUGAUCAUCCUCUUCUUGUGAGGGGAUACAAAUCUAGUUCCACAUGGAAAUCAUCAGUUGAAGUGGCGAAGAAGCUUCCUCAGGAGAAGCAAGUUUGUCUUCUGAAGUGCUUGGAAGAUUCUUUGGCUAUUUGCGGCAUAUGCAAUGACCCGCCUGAGGAUGCUGUUGUCACAAGCUGUGGGCAUGUCUUUUGUAACCAAUGUGUUUGUGAGCAUAUUUCCGGUGAUGACAACCAGUGCCCCACCAGAAAUUGCAAAGCUAGACUCGGUUUAUCAUCGGUGUUUUCAAGUGCCACCUUAAAAUGUUCUCUCUCUGAGCAAUCUGGUCAAGAUAGUAUUCCUGAUUGUUUCAGUUCUCAAGCCUCUGAUAAGCUUGAGCCUUUUCAGUGGAGUCCAUUUCAUUCCUCAAAAAUCAAGGCUGCUCUUGAGGUGCUGCAAACACUAUCCAAGCCAAGCUUAUCCUUGCCAAGCCUAUCAUCAGAAAACUCUGAUCCUCUUUCAAGUGGGUUAGAGCGGUAUCUGCUUGAUAACAGAAACUCAGAUUUGGAUAAUGGUCUGAAUGAGUCGCUUAAAGUAGCCGGAGAGAAAGCAAUAGUCUUCUCUCAGUGGACAAGGAUGUUGGAUUUGCUUGAAACUUGUCUUAAGGAUUCUUCCAUUCAGUACAGGAGGCUUGAUGGUACGAUGACUGUUGCUGCUAGAGAUAAAGCUGUGAAAGAUUUUAACACUCUUCCUGAGGUGUCCGUCAUGAUUAUGUCCUUGAAAGCAGCUAGUCUUGGACUGAACAUGGUUGCAGCUUGUCGUGUUCUUCUUCUUGACCUCUGGUGGAACCCUACAACUGAAGAUCAAGCGGUGGAUAGAGCCCAUCGGAUUGGACAGACCCGUCCGGUUACAGUUUUGCGGUUGACGGUUAAAGACACAGUUGAAGAUCGCAUCUUAGCUCUCCAGCAAAAGAAGAGAGUGAUGGUUGCUUCGGCAUUUGGUGAGGACGAGAAGGGUAGUGGUCAGACUCGCCUUACGGUAGAGGACUUGAAGUACCUGUUCAUGGCCUAACUUGGGUAUUUCUUAUCUAUUCAUUGGACCCUCUUUUUGAUUUGUGUUCUACAAAUUCGUUAUCAGCAGCAGCACAGUUGAAGCCUUUUUUUAACAGAAUGCAGUUACUAGAAUAGAAAACUCCCGACUUGGUUGGGGGCAUUUGUUGGAGAAUUGACAUGAUCAUAUUUUUGACAUUCAUUUUUUGUCUUGACUAAUUGUAUAGAGCAUUUGGAGUACUGAUUAUAGGAGCCCCUGUAGUUUUCUUCUUCUCCUUCUUCUUCUUCUUCUUCUUCUCUCUCUCUCUCUCUCUCUCUCUCUCUCUCUCUCCCAAACUGUAAAGGAUCCAGUUGUCUUUCAUUUAUCCACAUACAGAUACUGCUAACCAUCGUGUGUUGAUUGGUUGAUGUGAUUAUUUAUGUAUUUUCCUCUCUUGGUUCCUUUU